AUGGAGAAAUCAAAAGUUAAAUCUAUCUUACCAAAGCCAUUACCUUCGCCUGGUGCUGUUGGGACUUCACCCUCUGCACCUCCUAACAAGAGAAGGACGGCCUCUUAUUCCCCAGCUUCUGAUUUUGCUGUCUCUAAACGACAAAGAUCCAAGUCCUCCAAUUCUGUACCAACAUUUCCUGAUAAUGGUGAUGGUAAGAAUGGACAUCGUCCAGUUACUUCAUGUACCUUUUGUCGUCAACAUAAGAUAAAAUGUAACGCCUCGGACAAUUACCCCAAACCAUGUCAAAGAUGUGAAAAGAUGAAUCUUAAAUGUGAAAUUGAUCCAAAAUUUAGACCUCAAAAGGGAUCGCAAAUUCAAACACUCAAGAGUGACGUUGAUGAGCUUAAACUCAAGAUUGAAAUGCUCACUAAGAAUGAAUCUCUUUUAACUCAAGCAUUAAAUCAACACAAUUUAAAUUUCCUUCAACAACUGCAACAACAAACAAACUUUAGUAUGAGUCCUCAACAACCUAGUUCAUUCCACUCGACACCAUUACAGAGACCAACAACGAUGUCCGAUGGUGUGAUGGAUUCUCCUCGGCAACUUCAAUUGGAUAACCCAUUGGCAGUUCCAGUACUGCAACAAGUACCAGGAGGUCCACAAUAUCUUAAGGAUGCAACUCAAAAUCCUAUCCAGGUAACUACUCAACUUAACUCAUUACAUCACUCAUCAUUGGAUAACUCACCAAUGUCACAUGUCAAACAAGAAGAAUCACCAAAGAUAUAUCCAAUGAUAUCUGAAUUUGUAUUAGGAGGAGUUCAUCUUACAUUAGAAAAGGCAAAUGAACUUCAUGAAAGGUUUAUUACAAAACAUUUACCAUUUUUACCAAUAUUUGUUUCUAAUUCAGCUACUGAACUUUAUCAUAAAUCUCAGUUACUCUUUUGGUCGGUGAUACUUACUGCCUCAUUAUCGGAACCAGAACCUUCAUUAUAUAUGUCAUUGGCUGCUCUUAUUAAACAAUUAGCCAUUGAAACAUGCUGGAUUCACACUCCAAGAUCAACUCAUGUUAUACAGGCAUUGAUUGUUCUUUCUAUUUGGCCCCUCCCCAAUGAAAAAGUGUUGGAUGAUUGUUCAUAUAGAUUCAUUGGAUUAGCCAAGAAACUUUCAUUACAAUUGGGAUUACAUCGUGGUGGUAAAUUUAUCCUGGAAUUCAGUAGAACUCAAGUGAGCUUAGGACCAGAUGCAGAAUGUUGGAGAACUAGAUCAUGGUUGGCCGUAUUCUUUUGUGAACAAUUUUGGUCGUCUGUACUUGGAUUGCCACCACUGAUAAAUUCUACCGAUUAUUUACUCGAGAAUGCAAGAGUUGAUACUACAUUGCCCAACAAUUUCCGUUGUUUAAUAUCAUUAUCCAUAUUCCAAUGCAAAUUGGUCAAUGUCAUGGGGGUUUCAGUUACUAGUCCAGAUGGAUUAUUAGAACCACUGAAUCGUGCUGGAUCCUUGAACAUUUUGGACAGAGAAUUAGAAAGAUUAAGAUUUAAAUUACCUAUUGAAGAUGGCUCAUCAAUUGAAGUUUACUUUUUAUAUGUAAAACUUAUGAUUUGUUGUUUUUCAUUUUUACCAGGGACUCCAAUUGAAGAUCAAGUUAAAUAUGUUAGUUCUGCAUAUCUUGCUGCAACAAGAAUCAUUACAAUUACUUCACAAAUGAUUAGUAAUAACACUAUUUUAUUGAUUGAACUUCCUAUUUAUGUUAGACAUGCCAUCACUUAUUCAGUAUUGUUGUUGUUUAAGCUUCAAUUAUCUCGUUAUUUGAUUGAUAAAUAUGUUGAUAGUGCUAGACAGCUGAUUGUUACAGUACAUCGAUUAUUAAGAAAUACCACUACAUCAUGGAAAGAUUUACAAAAUGAUAUAUCAAGAAGUGCUAGAUUAUUAGAGAAUUUGAAUAUUGUAUUAUAUACAUAUCCAGAAAUCUUUUUAUCUACUAGCAAUUCUGAAACUGAUGGAGCCGGAUGCAGUAUAAUUUCUAGAAUGAGAUCACAUUUAACUGCUUCUUUGUUUUAUGAUUUAGUAUGGUGUGUUCAUGAGGCUAGAAGAAGAAGUCUUUUAAAUAAAAAUACUGCACAAGAAGAAAAAAUCAAGAAAUUGACUCUUUCUGAAGAAGAGCAACUUGAUUAUAGGAAACCCGUACCACUCCCAUUUUACAAUCAAAUCACCAAAGAUGAUUUUAAAACCAUAACCACAACUACACCUAACGGAACCACCAUAACGACAUUAGUUCCAACCGACCAUGCACUCAAUCAGGCAAGACUGAAUGCAAAUGCCACUGGACUGAAGGAACCACUUUCUAUUAACGGGAUCCCAUUAACAAUGCUUGAUGCAACUGGGAGUAUGAACGAUACAGAUUCAAAGAAUAAUAAGAAUACUACUACAAAUAACAGCUCCGAUAAUGGAGAGAAAAUUUCUAAUAACAAUAACUAUAAUAAGAGCAAUGAUAUUAACCAUGCUUCUAAAUUUACCAACGCUAAUAAUAAUAAUAAAUUACAAAACAAUGGCACAAAUUCGAUAUUUCCAAAUUCUAAUCAAUUAAAUAAUUUUAUGGAUUUACCAAUACAAUCACAAGCACUGCCACAACAAUUCCAUCCUACAACUACAUUUGUCAAUAACCUGCCCAUGCUUAUGUCGGACACGACGGUGUCGAUCAACCAGAAUCCAGGCACUACACCAUUCAAUUCUGCCAAUUCUCCUGCCAUUGGGGAUAUUCCAUUUAAUGACGAUGUGGCUGCAAAUGUUCGCUCUACAGAGGUUGCAGACCACAUGGCAAAUUUCCUUCAACAACAAUCUAAUGGAUGGUUAAAUAAUGAAAAUUAUGAAGAUGAUGAUUUCUUAGGUUGGUUUGAUAUAAAUAUAUUACCAAGAAAUGAGUAA
Molecule: messenger RNA, 2904 nt
Organism: [Candida] anglica
Lineage: Eukaryota; Fungi; Ascomycota; Pichiomycetes; Serinales; Debaryomycetaceae
Source: the annotation of a GenBank genome assembly